CCAAUUGACACAGUACCUAAUUGCCGCAUUUGAUAGUGAUAUGAUGGAAGUGAAUCCAUCUGAAGAAAUCUGGUCUUUACGUAUUUUGGCUAUGCAGAUUUCCUUACAAAAUCCGUUUUCCUUUUUCGGUAUUGAUGAGUUUGAGGGGAAACCGGACGACAAUCACUUCUUUUCCGGCGAAAUGUCCAAUCCACGGCUACGCUUGGAGCAUCCCUUGGUGGGCUUUUGGUUAAUUUGCUCCAAGUUGUUUGAUUAUCCUUGGAUUAAUGAGUUUCUGUUGGAGUAUUACGACGACCCGCCAUCCGCAAUUGUUGAUGCAAUCAAACAAACAAGAAGUGGCAAGUCUAUCAACAAUGCUCCAAAUCGAGAAUCAUUGAAGGAACCGGAUCCGCCUCGUAUCCAAAAAAUAUAUGAUCCGAUGUACUCUAUUGACAAACCAGGCAAGGAUGUUCAUCGCGAAUCCACCAGCUCCAAAGGGGACCAGGUGCAAAACCCAAAUCGCUUUGCACCUCUACAAAGUGAUGAUGACUCGUUUGAAGGCAAUGGAAUUCAGGAAUUCGACGAGGUUGCAGUGGUGGCGGUGAAAAAUAAUGCCUCCAAGGCGCCUGAGUCGUCGGAUGAAGAUGAAGACACUGAAGAUGACGACACUAACGACAGGGAGAACAUUGUGGACGACGCAAUGGAGGAAGACGAUGAUGACGAACGGGUCAAUACCGCUGGGGCGAACCCGCACGAUGAGGCCAUGGACGACAACACUCUACUGUUGACUUCUCCUAAACUUACGGCAACACAAGACUCAGCAGGUACAGGGACCUUUACGGAGCCCUUGGAAACAACUCCUUCUCGAGUUCAACGCCCCCCAACACUGGCCGAACGGAUCUCAAACCUCAUUCAGGUGAACAUGGAAGGGAUACCAGGCAAGUGUCACAUCUUUGAGACUACUUUCUCCAUGGACUAUCAAGGGUCGGAUUCAGGAACUGUGGCGGAGGCGCUCUUGUCGACAGUUCUGACGUCUAUAGAGAAAGCCAUCAACAAUUCCGCUAAUGAAUUGAAGCUUCUUCCAAUCUCUGAUACCACAUAUAAGCAACCGAAUCUUUGGAUUCAAAACUCAGUAGAUUUACGUAAUUGCAUUUCGACUUAUCGCGCUCUGUUGACUUACUGUGAUAUGGAAUAUGGUAACUGUCCCUACGCGGCAGCCAACAGCAAGCCGGGCAAGAAGAAACUACGCACACGCAUUCGCGUCGGCUUCUCGGCUGAGGCCUCGGUCAAGGCCGUUCAAGACUAUCUUCAUACCGGAUUAUGUCAAUCGGGGAGAGGCGCUGGGUGCUACCCUUCUCCCUUGCAGUAUGGAGAAAUUGUGAAGAUUGUAUCAUGCUCGUUUAUUCCUGCAGAAGUCAACUUCUCAGCUUAUGCAAAGGAACUGAUGAGACUAUUUGAUUUCAAAGUACCGAUUGGUAUCAAGAUGGACUGGGUUUCUAUUCCGUACACGGGCCAAGCAAAGUACAAAGAACGAUCCCCCGGAGUGACUAGUCCACAUUGUUUCACUCGGAGGAUUCAUGCCAAGAGAUUUGAUCGCACUUUGAGGUCAAUUCUCCACCCAGCAACUGCAAAACCUGACUUUCCAUUCGCAGCACCGGCCACCUACAUCAGUGAUUGGAAAUUGGCACAACAAGGUUUGCUGAGUGUUAAGGCCUACGGUCCGGUGAAGGAUGCGAUCCUUACCUUGAUCAGCAAGUUACGGGAUUACUACAUUUUGACGGAGGUUCUUUAUCCAGGCAUCGACUUCACGGGGAUGUUCAAGUUUGCGACUACAAGGUUGUACGGUUCUUGCACUCUGUUCAAACUGCUCUUGUCCAUCAAGGCCACUCCGGCCCAGGCUGAUCAGGCUUCCACAGCUGCCAAAGACAGACCCCCAACACCUGCCGACGACGACUCAUCUGAAGAGGAGGACGAUGAAUCCCAUGAGGGAGCGGGUUCUCUGUCCGGACCAUUCACGAAGGUGACAAAGAAGAAGGUGAAGAAGAAGAAGAAGAAGUCGCUCAUUUCCGAUAAUCUAGAGAAUCAUUUUCUCAAAGAUCUAUCCCUGGCACAACGCAAGCUGGCUGAAGCUACCGACCGCAAACUGAAGAACGAUAUUGAUCGCCAUAAGGCGGGACCACUCUUCCUGAUGAUCCUUCCUG
This is a messenger RNA of Cylindrotheca closterium, 2180 nucleotides long. The record is from the annotation of a GenBank genome assembly. NCBI's taxonomy places the organism in Eukaryota, Bacillariophyta, Bacillariophyceae, Bacillariales, Bacillariaceae.